Monoraphidium neglectum is the source of this 591-nucleotide messenger RNA. RefSeq lists its product as hypothetical. Bases 1 to 591 code for a protein of 196 amino acids. The record is from RefSeq and is a predicted model, not a curated record. NCBI's taxonomy places the organism in Eukaryota, Viridiplantae, Chlorophyta, Chlorophyceae, Sphaeropleales, Selenastraceae. The transcript has a single exon. Gene Ontology annotation, biological process: electron transport chain. Gene Ontology annotation, molecular function: 2 iron, 2 sulfur cluster binding; electron transfer activity.
AUGCAUACGUCUGUAAGGCAUGCGCCUGCGUGCAGCAGUAGCAGCAGCAGCGGCAGUGUCUCUCAACAGCGGCAGCGGCGCCAUGCGCCCGAGCACCAGCGGCGGCGCCGCGCGCUGCGGGUAGCGGCGUCCGGCGUCGACCUGGCGCGCGAGAAGAUCAAGCUGCCGCCGCCGCCGUCCGAGUCCAAGGGCAUUACGUACAAGAUCACCCUCGUCGCCGGCGACGACGACUCGCGCACGUUUGACUGCCCCGACAACAAAUACAUCCUCGACGCCGCCGAGGCCGCCGGCCUCGACCUGCCGGCCACCUGCCGCGCGGGCAUCUGCGGCGCCUGCGUCGCGCGCCGCACCGCCGGCUCCAUCGACCAGUCGGACAUCGCCGACCUGUCGUUCACCCUAACCGACGACGAGGUCGAGGCGGGCAUGACGCUGCUGUGCAUGAGCCGCGCGACGAGCGACGUGACGCUGGAGACGCAGUCGGACUGGGGCUACUCGCUGGGCAUCACCGAGUGGAAGGGGGCGACGGGAACGUUUUCGGCGAAGCCGGACCCGCUCAUGGGAACCAGCUGGACGGAGGGCGACCCCAAGUGA